UGUUUGUUUUGUCUCGUCCCAUCCCUCGUUCCACCCGCCCCACAAACAAUUGUCCUGUCGAAAUCCUCUCUCUCUCUCUCUGAGAAAAUGACGAAGGCUUCACUGAAGGGAAAGUAUGAACCCGAUAAAGUCGGCGCUGUCGGAACCCUGGCCGUCAAUGCUGGCGACGUGAAGCUCCGAGCUUACAUGACCAACGCCACCUUCGUCAGCGGACCCUCCUUAAACGGCCUCUCUCUCUCCGUCGAGAAGCCCGGCUCUUUCAUCGUCGACUAUAACGUCCCCAAACAGGACAUUCGGUUUCAAUUCAUGAACACAGUUAGGGUUUUGGACAAACCAUUGAAUUUGACUUACACUCACGAGAGGAGCGAGAACCAGACCGCAUUGAAUGGGAUGCUUGUGCUCGAUUCGGCCAACAAGUUCUCGGCCAAUUAUGCAUUUGAUUCUGGGAAUUGCAAGUUGAAGUACACUUACGUGCAUGGAGGGUCGAGCACAUUCGAGCCGAGCUAUGAUUUGGCAAAGAAUUCGUGGGACUUUGCGGUGUCGCAUAGGCUAUAUGGUGAUGAUAUACUGAGGGCUACGUAUCAGACAUCGAGCAGGGUUUUGGGAUUGGAGUGGUCAAUGAAUUCCCUGUUUCAUGGAAACUUCAAGGUUAAUGCGUCCCUCAAUUUGGCAGAGGAACUGAAGGUGCCAAAAUUAAGUGCUGAGAGCACUUGGAAUUUUGAUAUGUAAAUUUUUGUUUGUUUUACCUGUCAAAAUCCAUUUCUUCUAGAACAGUCAAUUAUUGUCCUCAAUUGCGUGUAUGCCACCACUUGAAUACGAGGUACUCUUUUUCAUUUAUUUCAGAUAAGCCCAUAAAAAGAUCAAGGGCAGAUCUUCAAUUGUUUUGGCAAGACCUAAUCAGAAUUUAUCUUUUCCUCGCAGUUGUGAAAUUAUAUUUUUGUUCUUCUGCUUA
Molecule: messenger RNA, 952 nt
Organism: Camellia sinensis
Lineage: Eukaryota; Viridiplantae; Streptophyta; Magnoliopsida; Ericales; Theaceae
Product: outer envelope pore protein 24A, chloroplastic
Biological process (GO): regulation of monoatomic ion transmembrane transport
Molecular function (GO): voltage-gated monoatomic cation channel activity
Source: RefSeq, a predicted model, not a curated record